Molecule: messenger RNA, 3810 nt
Organism: Exophiala dermatitidis NIH/UT8656
Lineage: Eukaryota; Fungi; Ascomycota; Eurotiomycetes; Chaetothyriales; Herpotrichiellaceae
Product: DNA (cytosine-5-)-methyltransferase
Exons: 2
Coding region: 1-3810 (1269 amino acids)
Biological process (GO): protein import into peroxisome matrix
Cellular component (GO): peroxisome; peroxisomal membrane; cytosol
Molecular function (GO): ATP binding; ATP hydrolysis activity
Source: RefSeq, a predicted model, not a curated record
AUGGCACCGGCCGUUCGAGCUGAGGUGGCCCUGGUCUCACUCAAAAACUGUCUGGUCAACCUCCCUCCAGGCCUUAUUGCCUUGAUCAGCAACACCAAUAUACCGGCUCAAAAUGUGGUUGUCGAACUGCAAUAUCGGUCACAGACUCUGUCAACGGGAGCCAUCUCGAGCGGGAACUCCGCUGGCUUCCAGAGGUCGGCUUAUGUUGGCUGGACAGGAAUGCCCAGCCGCACCAGGCCUGCCUCGAUGAUCAGCAACGACCGUGCUCGAGCGGGAGGUAGAGAGCAAGAGAGCCAGAUGGUUGAGAUUGAUGCGACAUUUGCCAAAGUACUCGGUCUAUCCGAAGGUCAGAAGAUUGGCAUCCUAAUCCACCUCGAUCCACCCGUCGCGCACAGUAUCAACAUUGAGCCUCUCACGCCGGCCGAUUGGGAAGUGAUAGAACUACACGCCACAUUCCUGGAACUGAAUCUGCUAUCCCAAAUUCGAGCACUUCCCAACCCUGCCUUCAGCAGCAAGGCUACGGUACAGGCCGAACAUAGUCACCCCUUGACGCUGCACUUAUCUCCAACAGCGACGGCCAACAUCAUUGUAACUUCAUUGGUUCCUCCCAUCCCGAGCACUUCGCCUUUUGCCAAGAUUGCUCCGGACGCUGAAGUGAUAGUCGCGCCGAAGACGCGACAGAGCGCGGGCCGGAGUGUCCGUGGUGAUUCGAGAAGCAUAGCAAGCAGACGCAGCGGCAAAAGUGGCGUUAGUAAUGCGCGAAGCUCCCACGCCCGCAGAGGACCUGUUAAGUCUGCCAUCUUUCUGCGUGGUCUCGACCGAGCAGCGGCAGAUGGAUUCUUCGAAGAAGAUACGGAAUCCACAUCUUCGCCCAACUCCAAGCUGUGUAUCUGGCUUAGCAAUGAUGUCAUUGCAGCAGAAGGCCUCCGGGCAGCCACAUGGGCGAACGUGACAAUUGUGAAGCCAGCAGGUCUGCGGGCCCAGCUCGAUGCGAACCAGGUCAACCAGCUGAAGGAGGAAGAAAGCAGCGAGGUUGGGAGACCGGCAUCCAAGCUUGUGGCCCGAGUAUUUCCAUGGCCAAACGCAGUCGACACCAGGCACGUGGUUUUGUCGUCCCCUCUCUGCAAAAUGCUCGGAGUCGAAGGCAUAGUGGGAGCCAUUGUCCGUGUCGAGGCUGCGACGCCUCCGCUUCCGCGAUACUCCAUCAAGAAGUUCCAGUUCUAUCCAUUCCUGCCUCUGAAUUCCAAAAAGAAAGAAGGCUUAAAAUUCGGCGGAGACUCCAAAGCUGCAAAACAAGCCCUAGCAGACAAACUUCGCCUCACAUUUGCAGGCGAUGAUGGCCUCCUUGCAGGUCCUAUCACUGACGGGAUGGUCCUUCCACCUGACGGCAACCCUUCUUCUCCUUCGUCAUUCGAUGGUGGGAUCAUACGCUUCCGUCGUCCGGCGUCAACAGACCAAAACAAUGAGGACCGCGGCGGCGACUCGUGCUUGUGGGUACACGGACAAGAGCAAGACCAGGAGUUUGAGAUCAAGUCCGAAGUCCCACGACCUGUGGAACUGACAGCCCUUUUUCCCACGUUCGCUCAUGGCAUCCCGUCGAAACUCCCUCACCUGGUCGGCACAGAGAGCAUUUUCAAGCAAUGCAUGUCGAACCUGUCAUUGUGUUCGUCAGUCCUUCUAACCGGUGGCACCGGGUCCGGCAAAACCUCGCUUGCCCAAUCUAUCUCGCAACGUCUUCGGGAAGACUACCUGUUCAACGUGACUUACUUUGCGUGUCAAAAGCUCGUGACGGACGAAACAAGGGUGUCGACAGUCAAAGAGACUCUGACGAGAUUAUUCAUGUCAGCAUCAUGGUGCGCCCGACUUGGCGGGCAGGCGGUAGUAGUUCUCGACGACCUAGACAAGAUCUGUCCCGUUGAAACGGAAUUGCAGGUUGGAAACGACAACGGACGCAGCCGGCAGAUCACCGAGAUCUUAUGCGCCAUUGUCAGACAAUACUGCAGCAUCCACUCCGGCGUGGCGUUGCUGGCGACCGCACAGUCCAAAGACUCUCUGAACAGCAUUAUCAUCGGCGGCCACAUCGUAGGCGACAUCAUCAGCAUCAAAGCCCCGACCAAAGAAGUCCGUCGCGACAUUCUGGCAUACCUGACCGACGACGGAUCGAACAACCCCCGAAACCGGCACAUGCGCAACAAUCUGAGCCAGGACAGCACGCAAAGCAUGUCCGAGACUUCGUGGAUGGACCCAUCGAAUCCAUCUUCGCGACCAGGAUCUUCUUCCUCAUCCGCACCCUUCUCUGCGUCCUCUUCAGGACCUGAAGGGUUCCGGCUUUCGCCCAGUCUGGAUCUUCUCGACAUAGCCGGCAAGACGGACGGCUACAUGCCGGCAGACCUAGUUCUACUAGUAUCCCGAGCGCGCAACGAAACCCUCACACGUCUCAUAAGCACCGCCGAAACUGAAACCGACAUGACAGUCAACGACAGCAACACGCCUCCGACACUGACCAAAGCCGACUUCGACGCCGCAUUGCACAACUUCACGCCCUCGUCACUGCGCAACGUGACCCUCACCCAUUCCAGCACGACAUUCGCGUCUAUCGGCGGCCUCAAAAGCACGCGCAACACCCUCCUCGAGACGCUCUUAUACCCGACCAAAUACGCGCCCAUUUUCGCACGGUCGCCACUCCGCCUGCGAUCCGGUAUAUUACUCUACGGCUACCCCGGGUGCGGGAAGACGUUACUCGCAUCCGCCGUCGCAGGCGAAUGCAAUCUAAAUUUCAUCAGCGUGAAAGGACCCGAGAUUCUCAACAAAUAUAUCGGCGCAUCUGAAAAAUCGGUACGCGACCUCUUCGAGCGGGCGCAAGCGGCCAAGCCGUGCGUUUUGUUCUUUGAUGAAUUCGACUCCAUUGCUCCCAAACGGGGCCACGACAGCACGGGCGUCACCGACCGCGUCGUCAACCAGAUGUUGACGCAAAUGGACGGCGCCGAAGGUCUCGAGGGCGUCUAUGUCCUGGCCGCAACCUCUCGGCCUGACCUGAUCGAUCCGGCCCUUUUGCGUCCGGGACGUCUCGACAAGAGUUUACUCUGCGACAUGCCCGACAUGGACGACCGUCUUGACAUUUUGAGGGCAGUCUGCUCGAAACUCCAUUUAGCUCCUGAGGUGGAUAACCGGUUACUUACUGUUGCUCAACGCACUGACGGGUUUAGUGGUGCCGAUCUCCAGGCUUUGAUGUAUAAUGCCCAUUUGGAGGCGAUUCACGAUCUACUUGGGGACAACAAUAAAGACCAAAAAGAUAAAGUUAAUGGGUCUACGAGUCAUUCAUCGUCUACCACCGCCGGCAACGGUCGCCGUCGCAAGCGUAAUUCUGCCGGUGGUGGAGGUGGAGCUGAUAAACACGAUUUCGUGCAGUUUCUCUACUCCCCUGAAGAAGAUGCUCGCGCGAAGAAACUCCUCACUUCCUCUGCAAUGGACUCGCGGGCAGCUAUUGCCGCCAAGCUCGACGAGUUGAAACUCGCGAGAAAACGGGAGAAGGAGCUUCUUCGCAACAGUCUGGCUCGUCGGUCCUCAUCUGUUGGAUAUACUGAUGGUACCACCAAAGAUGGAGACGUCGACAACGCCAUGACCGAACAAGUCGUCACCAUCGAGUGGAAACAUGUCGAAAAGUCCCUGGGCACAACAAAAAGUUCCAUCUCGCAUGACGAGCGGAGAAGGCUGGCUGCCAUUUAUCGGGAGUUCGUGGUCGGCCGGAACGGAGAAAUGCCAAACGGAGAGGGAAACAGGGAAGUCGGCGGACGAACGAGUCUGAUGUGA